AUGGGGGAGUACAAUCGAAUCCUCUACUUCCUCUUAUGGUUUCUGAGUCUUCAGUUUUGUUCUUCAUCACCAUUUCCCUCAUUUUCAGCCAAUAAAUCAGUGCAGUCGUGCUUCCAUUAUGACAGACUUGCCUUGAUCGAAUUCAAAAACAACUUUUCACUAAAUAGUCGUGCUUCCUCCAAUUGUCCGACUUCUUAUCCAAAGACAAAUUCAUGGAAAGAAGGCAGUGAUUGUUGUUCUUGGAAGGGUGUUACUUGUGAUAUUGUCACUGGACGAGUGAUUGGGCUCGACCUCAAUUGCAGUUGGCUUCAAGGAUCUCUAAAUUCUAACAACAGCAUCUUCCAACUCUCACACCUCCAUAAACUCAAUCUUGCUCAUAAUGAUUUUAAUCGUUCUGAGAUUUCUUCCAAAUUUGGUAACUUUGAGAAUUUGACACAUCUUAACCUCUCUGAGUCCGGCUUUUCAGGAAAGGUUCCCUCUGAAUUCUCUUACCUGUCCAAAUUGAUUUCUCUUCAUAUCUCUUUUUUGAAGAUUGAAGAAGCUACACUGAGAGGAUUUCUUCAAAAUUGCACUGUCCUGCAAGAACUUUUUUUCGAGGGUGUGGACAUGGCUUCAGUAAACCCAGGUUUGUUAAUGAAUGUCUCAUCAUCUUUACAAUCUUUGCAUAUUGAUUUUUGUCAAUUGCGUGGGAAGUUUCCGGAGAACAUUCUCCUCCUACCAAACCUCCAGUUAUUGCAGUUAACAGGCUUGAGUGUCGAUUUGCCAAUGUCUAAUUGGAGCACACCUCUGAGGGACCUACAACUUUCUUUCUUAGAUUCCACGAGAGAGCUUCCUGAAUCAAUAUGCAAUCUGACGUCCUUGAACUCUUUGGUUUUUUAUGAAAGUAGUUUCUCAAAAUCGCUAAUUCCUAAUUGCAUUGGAAGUCUAACACACCUCAUCCAUCUGAGCAUGGAAUCUAACAACCUCUGUGGUGGGAUACCAUAUUCACUUUCAAACCUCACAAAACUUGAUUUCUUAUCUCUUUCUAGAAAUAAACUGGUAGGCCCAGCUCCUGACUUGUCCAAUCUUUCCAAACUAGUUUUCUUAGACUUAUCUGCCAACUCACUUAGUGGAACCAUAUCAUCCUCCUCCUUUUCCUUCUCAUCAUUGCAAUAUUUGUACCUUCAAAAUAACCACUUCACCGGAGGAAUAGAAGACUUUCAAUCCAAAUCAUUGAGGGAAAUUGACAUGAGUUACAAUAAGCUGCAAGGUCCUAUUCCAAAUUCAAUCUUUCAUCUCUCUAAAUCAUUGGAGUAUAUUGACAUGAGUAAUAAUAGGCUGCAAGGUCCUAUUCCGAGUUCCGUCUUUGGUCAAAUUAACCUUACCACCCUCUUCUUGUCAUCAAAUAACUUGACUGGCGUGGUUUGGAAUGACGACUUCUUGAAGCUCAAAAAUCUUGAAUGGCUUGACCUCUCAUCUAAUAGUCUUUCACUUUUGAACACCAAAGCAAACCACAAAAACACCUUGUUCCCCAAUCUGCGAAAGGUACACUUGCGUUCUUGCGAAAGAAUUCCAUGGAAGAAUCUAAACGAGCUUGACCUUCACUCCAACUUGCUUCAAGGACAGCUACCAGUUCCCUCAUUUGAAAAAUUGACAUUCUUUCGAAUCUCUGCCAAUUUUUUGACCGGAGAAAUUCCUACUUCAAUUUGCAAUUUGACUAACAUGCUCUUCCUUGAUAUUUCAAAAAAUUCCUUGUCCGGUAUUAUUCCUGAGUGCAUUGCAAACUUAACCAACAAUCUUGCACUUUUACAUCUACAAAAUAAUUUAUUUCAUGGAAAAAUUCCAAGCGUAUCAAGUGAAUACUGUAACUUGAUGAGUCUCAACUUCAAUGGCAAUCAAUUGGAAGGGCCUUUACCAAUAUCUCUUGCAAAUUGCAAACGUUUGGAAAUUUUGAAUGUUGGGAACAACAUGAUAAAUGAUACAUUCCCUAGCUGGUUGCAAAUUCUCCCACAACUACGACUUCUUGUUUUAAAAUCCAAUCAAUUUCGUGGUUCGAUUCUUGAUUAUAAGGCACAUCAAUCGUUUCCAAACUUACGAAUAUUUGAUAUAUCCAACAAUGAUUUUGUGGGUCCUUUGCCAAUGAAAUAUAUCAAGAAUAUGAAGGCCAUGAUGCAAGCCGAAGAUUUUCCUGAUGUAGUGCAAUACAUUGGAGGUGAAUAUAUGAUCAACGAAAAUUCUGUGAUUUUGAUGAUCAAAGGAUCAGAGUACGAGUUGUCGAAAAUAAUAACAACCUUCAAGGUCAUCGAUUUUUCUAAUAACAAAUUUGAAGGAGAAGUUCCGCAAGUCAUUGGGAAUCUUUCUUUACUCAAAGGCCUCAACUUUUCACACAACCUCCUUAGUGGCCACAUUCCAUCGUCAAUGGGAAAUUUGACAGAGCUUGAAUGGUUAGACUUUUCCUACAACAAGCUCAUAGGCAAGAUUCCUGGGCAAUUGGCAAGUCUAACAUUUCUUUCACAGUUAAACCUCUCUCAUAACAAGCUCGUUGGACCCAUACCCCAGAGUAGGCAGUUCGACACAUUUGACAAUAGUUCCUACGAAGGGAACUCUGGGUUGUGUGGAUUUCCAUUGUCAAAAACUUGUGGCAAUAAUGGUGCUCCACCACCACAAGCACAACCAUUGCCUGGUGAAGAGGAUGAUUCUGGAAGUUGGUUUGAUUGGAAGAUCAUAGCGAUGGGUUACAGUUCUGGAUUGGUUAUGGGAUUGUCUUUGGGAUAUAUUGUUUUCUCUGGGAGACCACAAUGGUUAAUGAGGCUUAUUGAAGGAAGCUGGCUUAAGCAGGUGAAGAGGCCAAAUCAAAGACAAAGAAGAAGAAGAAGAAGAAGAAGAAGCUAG
Molecule: messenger RNA, 2871 nt
Organism: Tripterygium wilfordii
Lineage: Eukaryota; Viridiplantae; Streptophyta; Magnoliopsida; Celastrales; Celastraceae
Product: receptor-like protein Cf-9
Exons: 2
Coding region: 1-2871 (956 amino acids)
Molecular function (GO): protein binding
Source: RefSeq, a predicted model, not a curated record